Gilbertella persicaria is the source of this 2156-nucleotide messenger RNA. Its product is annotated as succinate dehydrogenase flavoprotein subunit 1. Gene Ontology annotation, biological process: tricarboxylic acid cycle; mitochondrial electron transport, succinate to ubiquinone. The record is from RefSeq and is a predicted model, not a curated record. Lineage: Eukaryota; Fungi; Mucoromycota; Mucoromycetes; Mucorales; Choanephoraceae. Gene Ontology annotation, molecular function: flavin adenine dinucleotide binding; succinate dehydrogenase (quinone) activity; electron transfer activity. The transcript is spliced from 6 exons. Bases 84 to 2033 code for a protein of 649 amino acids.
UCGGUCAGUCAUUAUUCAUUUUGUCCCUUUUUUUUCGUAACAUACUACACCACCCCCUCUCUUUUUUUUUGUUAUAAAGUAAUAUGUUGAAGUUCUUGCAAUCUUCUUCAACCAAAGCAUUACGUACUGCUCACACCAACGCUGGUAGAAUGGCCUCCCGUGGUCUUCACCAUGCUAAGCCUGCUAUGCAAGUCAUGGCUACUAACCCUCUCCGUGCUAAAGAAGCUACUGGUCCCAUUGCUAGUCAAUAUCCCGUCAUUGACCACGAAUACGAUGCUGUCGUUGUCGGUGCUGGUGGUGCCGGUCUUCGUGCUGCUUUUGGUCUUGCCGAAGCUGGUUUAAACACUGCUUGUAUUACAAAGUUGUUCCCUACUCGUUCUCACACUGUCGCAGCUCAGGGUGGUAUCAAUGCUGCUCUUGGUAACAUGACAGAAGAUGACUGGAGAUGGCACAUGUACGAUACUGUCAAAGGUUCUGAUUGGCUUGGUGAUCAAGACGCUAUUCACUACAUGUGUCGUGAAGCUCCUAGCACUGUCAUUGAACUUGAAAACUAUGGUGUUCCUUUCUCUAGAACUCCUGAGGGUAAGAUCUACCAACGUGCCUUUGGUGGUCAAAGUUUGAAGUAUGGUAAGGGUGGUCAAGCCUACCGUUGUGCUGCCGUCGCUGAUCGUACUGGUCAUGCCAUUCUUCACACUUUAUACGGUCAAUCUCUUCGCCACAACACCAACUACUUUAUCGAAUACUUUGCUCUUGAUUUGAUCAUGGAAGAUGGUGAAUGUAAGGGUGUUGUUGCCUUGAACAUGGAAGAUGGUACCAUUCACCGUUUCAGAUCUCACAAGACUGUUCUUGCCACCGGUGGUUACGGUCGUGCCUACUUCUCUUGUACUUCUGCCCACACCUGUACCGGUGAUGGUAAUGCUAUGGUUGCCCGUGCUGGUCUCCCUCUCCAAGAUCUUGAAUUCGUUCAAUUCCACCCUACCGGUAUCUAUGGUUCUGGUUGUCUUAUCACUGAAGGUUCUCGUGGUGAAGGUGGUUAUCUUGUCAACUCUGCUGGUGAACGUUUCAUGGAACGUUACGCUCCUACUGCCAAGGAUUUGGCUUCCCGUGACGUUGUCUCUCGUGCCAUGACCAUGGAAAUCAAGGCUGGUCGUGGUGUUGGUCCUGAAAAGGAUCACAUCUAUCUUCAACUUCACCACUUGCCUCCUGCUGUCCUUCAUGAACGUUUGCCUGGUAUUUCCGAAACUGCUGCUAUUUUCGCCGGUGUUGAUGUGACCAAAGAACCUAUUCCUGUCUUACCUACUGUUCACUACAACAUGGGUGGUAUUCCUACCCGUUACACUGGUGAAGUGAUCAAGGUCAAUGAAAAGGGUGAAGAUGAAGUUAUUCCUGGUCUUUAUGCUGCUGGUGAAGCUGCCUGUGUCUCUGUCCAUGGUGCUAACCGUCUUGGUGCCAACUCACUUUUGGAUAUCGUUGUCUUUGGUCGUGCUGUCGCUCACCACAUUGCCGAGACACUUGAACCCAACACUCCCUUGAAGCCUUUUGCUGCUGAUGCUGGUGCUCAAACACUCGCUAACUUGGACAAGCUCAGAAAUGCUUCUGGUUCCAAGCGUACCUCUGAAAUUCGUCUCGACAUGCAAAAGGUGAUGCAAUCUGAUGCUGCUGUCUUUAGAACUCAAGAAACACUUGAUGAAGGUGUUACUAAGAUUGACAAGGUUUGGAGCUCAUUCAAGGACGUUGGUGUUACUGAUCGUGGUAUGAUCUGGAACACUGAUUUGGUCGAAACACUUGAACUUCAAAACUUGUUGACUUGUGCUUCUCAAACCAUGCAUUCUGCUGCUGUUCGUAAGGAAUCUCGCGGUGCUCAUGCCCGUGAUGACUGUACUGAGCGUGACGAUGUUAACUGGAUGAAACAUACCCUCUCUUACCAAAACCAAGAAACUGGUGAAGUCACUCUCAGCUACCGUGCUGUCACUGACACUACUCUUGACGAAGCUGAAUGCAAGCCUGUUCCUCCAUUUGCCCGUGUUUACUAAACCAUCUAUUAUAUAUAUAAAAAAGAUAUAUAAACUAGUGUUGAGUCAAUUAGUAGUGUACUAAUCCAGCGCACUACAUAUUUUUUUUCUUUUAUAAAAUAUCAGAUUUGAAAAAAAAAAAAA